AUGAACGCCAGCCUCGAAACUAGGACACUCCACCCAAUCACAGGGGUCCCCCACCAUACCUUACCGGGACUGUUUACAACGCUGAAACGACAUAACAACCCAAGCAUCACCCUCCUCACACCAAACUAUGGACACCUUCACCGGGCCUCCCGCUCCUUCCUCCUUGUUCAACGGAGGACCGAGAUCCACGGGGAGACACCCAGCAGCGAUCACAUCUAA
Messenger RNA from Pelobates cultripes (western spadefoot toad), 219 nucleotides. The record is from the annotation of a GenBank genome assembly. NCBI's taxonomy places the organism in Eukaryota, Metazoa, Chordata, Amphibia, Anura, Pelobatidae.